This is a messenger RNA of Cladocopium goreaui, 7515 nucleotides long. Lineage: Eukaryota; Dinophyceae; Suessiales; Symbiodiniaceae. The record is from the annotation of a GenBank genome assembly.
AUGGGUCUGAAGCUGCUGCGACUUUUCUUCAGCAAUUGGAGCAGCGGCAGCUGCUUGGGAAUGCCCAGCUGCUUAGCCCUAAAGGCGUCAGUUGAGUUCAUGUGCUGGACCAUCGACGGCUACCGGUACACCUCAACAUCCCGCACCAGACAUCCCACCUCCAGGCAUCGGCAUCCCGUAUUGAAGAUCGCCUUCAACAACAUCCAGAAAAGACCCAGCAACAACCAGCACAUCCUCUCCCAGCUCACCAACCUGGACAACAACCUGGGCAACAACCAACACCACUACAUCGCCAACGUUCACGACACCACUCCAAAACCAGAUCCCGAUCACCAUUCCGAACUCGCGCCACCCGACCCCAGCCAGUCAGCUCUCCUCUUCCUCGGCAUCGUUCUACACCUCAUCAUCCCUAAGCAUGACGCACUCCUUCGAGUGAUCGUCGCCGUUCACCUCGUCGAGAUCGAGCCCGACACCAUCGAGACCGAGGACCCCGGACCUAUGAAGAACCAGGCAAGUGCAGCUCAGCUUUGCCUCCCGAAGCCCGUCAACCUGAGCAGGCACAGCCCGACCCCACGCAAACCCACUCCCCAUCGAGAAGACCGCGAUCUCCAACACCACGUUCGCCACUGGAUAUGGUUGCGCAAAGAUCCCCCGCUGGCUCCACUGAAGGAUGCCGACAAGGACCCAAAGCGCAUCAAGUGCGUGAACGAGGUACCACCUGGACACAAAUGGAAUCACAAAAGGGAAGGACGGUGUCGUUGCAACAAAUUCCUCUUCCAGUUCCAUUGCCAAGCCUUACUCCAAGCACUCAUCACACCCUUCAACGACCCCACGCGGCAAGACCAAGGAAUGGCGGUGAUCGCGGAGGCGGGAGCAACGGGCGACGGCAAUCCAGGCGCGGCGGUGUGGGCAGUGGUGCCUGGCCUAGGUGGUACAACAUCGGUCCCCCUGGGCGAUUGGGCGCUCUAUGCUCCAGCCAUUGGCACGAGUGGUGAAUGGGACUUUUGGGACCACUUGCAGGGCACCCUUGGAAACAGGUGGUGGGGCGCCUAUGCCUGGGAGUACUGGCGCUUCCUGCGCGCUCCACCGCUUGGUGAAGGAACUGCCUCGGCAAAGAUUCGGAAACUGCAGGAUGCAGCGAAGUCAGAAGGUUGGUGGAAAUCCCCCGACAGCGGGGCAAAACUAGCGAGUAUGCUGAAAGAUCACGGCUUCGUGGUGUUGGACAAUUUCCUACCUGAAGGUAUGGCAAAGCAAUUGGCUGACACUGCUCGAACUGCCCAAGAGCAAAUGUCCUCUGGUGUGCUGAGCACGGGAGCCAACUGGGCCCGCGGAGACUCAGUCCUGUGGGUAAACACUCAUGAUCCUGCCUCCAGCGGUUUUGGAAAUAUGGUGCCGCAGGACACUUGCGAAGCCUUUGAUUGCUAUAUCCUGUGGUGCCAGUUGACGUGGCUGGAGCGUGAGAGCAUCUGCGACGAGAUUGGGCUCUACAUUCAGCGAGCUCUCCUUGGUGAUCAUCGUGGUCCUAGUGGCCGUGACCGCAUCCAGCUUGGCAGCCGGGUGUGGUUGGUGUUCAAAGACUACGAAGGCCUGGAGUACCGGCCGGUUCGGGUCUGCCGCACCUUCAGCGAGUGCCGAGACCUUGUCAAGCGAGGCCUGUCGAGUCACAGCUGCAGCAGGAUUCACCUGGCCCACGGGCCGCAAUUGAUGGAUCUCAUGGAUGGCAUGGAAGAGAGCGGGGUCCCCUUGACGGCACCUCGCUUCGUGGUGGAUGGGGAGGGGGUGAUUGCAACGGAUUAUGCCCCUCAGCUUCUGACCACCUCCUUAGGAGUGGCAAUUCAGUGCAUUUUGGUAUCAGAGGUGGGGAAUCGCUUCUUGGUAGCCUUUCCUCACCUAGUAUGGCAUCGGCAGCCUACAAAGAGAGUGCUGCCGCCUCAGUUCCUGAGCAAGCCGACCUUGAUGGAAGUGGCCUGCUGCACGUUGGUUCAACGUGCCGAGAUUGCGGAGGACGUGCUGAUGAAGAUUUGGGUCGGCUAUGUCACUGCCGAGAACUACGGCUUGAUUGUGGAGAUGGAAGAGGGGGCGACGGUGGACUAUCCCUUCGUCAUCGACGGCGAGCGGGAUUACUUGCCCUUUGCUCAGUCCUUGGUGGAUGCGCUUCAAGACCACUUUGCUUUCCUGAGUGCAGAGAGCGGAGCCCCCGGAGGUCUAGGAGGUGCUGGUGUAGCAGAGCCUUCAUUGCAGCCGCUGGACGUGCGGGUCGCCAAUUUGGAGGACAACAUCGGCAAGAUUUCCAACAACAUGGAGGAGCUUCUGAUGGCACUACAACAGCGUGGAAGAGCUCCACGCCUGGGAGAAGGGAGAGUGACCUUCGACCCAAUUCCGAAGGUUGUGGAGCCCGAGGUGAAGAGAAAGCCCAAGCCCGCAGUUGUGGGGCGAUUUCCGCAACUAGAUCCUUCGGUGGUUUCAGCUGCCUUGGGAGCUGGUGUGAGCGAGUCGAACCUGGAAGAGAUGCAACGGCUGAUUGCGGCUGGCCAGGUGGGGAGCCGCAGACUACGAGAGCCGGCUCUGAGGAGCCCUGCGAGAAGAGCAGAAAAAGAUGUCUUGUCGGAGAGCGAGGACGAAGCAGAGGAGGACGACGUCGCUGGUGGUUCAGUCGACGCAUCUUCACCGCCCUCAGUCGAGGCUGCUGUGAGCAAGCUUACAGAAUUGGUCUCAUUGUUGGCAGCGGAUCGUGUGAAAAAGGCGAAAGGGUCCAAGAUCGACCAAGCUUUGGACAACGUUGGAUCCACUACGAUCUCAGAGGCUGCCGGCGGAGGUCAAUUGAAGAGGGCCGCUGCAGCCAGGCGAGCCCUUCGACAAGCUCUUCAAGAAACGCCGGAGGAAAUUUCCGGGGUGGUGGAGAAGCUGCUCCUCGAAGACCUGACGUCGCAGACUCAAGCUCAUGGGAUGCCAGGAAUCAGCUUCAAUGCCAGGGCUUGGGUCGAGCAUCGGAGCAGAAUCUCUUCUUCGUACAAGACCUCAGCACAUGUCGCUUGGUCGGCUGCUGGCAUUCUCGACAACUUGGUGAAGGGGCGAGUGGCUCAAGCACGAGCUCAAGCAGGACUUCUGCUACUGCAGCUCGACCAAGUAGCUAUAGACCGAGGGUCAUGGAGUCUGGCGGCCGAGUUGGCCCUAGAGCAAGGCCCCCCUUUGGCCUCGCUGGCGAUGCACAGCCUGCCGAAUGUGGGCGAGGGCGAAAGCCCCUUUUCUCGCCUCUUGGAUCCGAGAUGGUCGGAGGUCAUGUUGAGCCACCUCAAGGAUGCCGAGGACUAUGUGCAGAAAAGAUGCAUGAAGUAUGAGGGCGAGCCGCCGGCUGUGUGCCCUGAUGGUCUGGUUGAAGGCGACACGAAGAAGGUCGUCAUCCCUGGCAGCAGGGCUCCUACAGUCAAAGUUCCUGGUUUGCUCAAUUCGAUGCUACGUUUGUUGCUGAAGUAUACCGACAAGCUUAGCGGGUUUUUGCACUCUUUCCUCAGCAAUGAGCCGCAGCUCCGUGCAGGAGCUUCUUCGCUGGGUCCUCUCUGGCCACUGCCUGUGCCCUACCCUGAAGUUUUUGGGCAUGGUCCUGCUUUCAGGUCGUCUUGGAGAAAAAGGCGAGUGGCUUUGCAGGUUGUAGUGCUCAACUGGCUCUAUUUGGGGCGACCUGCAGUUUGUCCAGGCAAUUUGUGGCUGGGGCAGCCUUUGUCUAGGAGGCAAUGGUGUCGUGUGAAGAACUUGGAGAACCUUAGCGAAGAUGGGAAUUCAGUUUUUGAAGUCGAUGCUGAGCUCAUGGCUCGUGCGGCCACCAAAGCUGAGGCUGCGUCCGAUCAGUUGGAUGCUCUGCACAGGGCUUUGCUUGGCACGACUUUUGGUGGUGCUGCGCCCUAUGGUGGGGUGACUAGCUCUGCAUCUCAUGUGCGGCGAGAAAAUGAAGAUGAGGAGUGGAGCGGCUUAGCAGGACUGUUUGGUGCUUUUGAAGGGUCUCUUUCUGGUGAUGGUUUUGUUAUCGCCAAGCCUAUUCAAGCAGAUCGGAUUCAAUUUGUCGGAAGUCCUCAAUUUGAUCCCCUCCCUUUUUUUGAUGAUGUCACUGCAAAAGCCUAUUCUCGUCCUCUUGAUUGUGUUCGUGAAGAACCGGGCGUGAGCCCUCCUAAAGUUAGCGUGCAUGCUACCGCCUUGGAGCGGAACAAGUUGUUUAAGAAAAUGGUCGCUGGCAAUCGACUUGUACAUGUCCCUGCAGACGUGGUUCGAAAGGGCAUUUUUAGCGGGUUGUUCAGUGUGCCAAAAGACCUGGAAAAAGAUAGGCUCAUACUUGAUGCACGGCCUCCCAACACCCUUGAAUAUGUUCUCAGCACAUGGACAAGCACCAUGAGCUCGGCAACAGCUCUUACUGGUAUUGAACUUGAAGCUGAUCAGAGCCUUUUCAUGUCAGGUAGAGACAUUCGGGACUUUUUCUAUCAAUUUAAAGUAGGAGCCCAGCGAGCUCGGCGCAAUGUGCUUUCCGGCCUGCUCAGCUGCAACGACUUGGAGUUCAUUUUUGGGCGUCCUUUUGCUGAGCCGGGCUAUGUGGCACUGAACACCAUGGCCAUGGGGGAUUGUAACGCCUGCGAGUUUGCUCAGGGAUCUCACCUUCAAUUAGUUCUGGAGUGCGAAGGAGCCAAGCCUGAAGAGGUCAUCAUGAUGCAUCAGCCCUUUCCACGAGGGCUAUUAUCGGUUGGUGUCAUCAUUGAUGACUUGGUCUGCUUUGAGAAGGUCCUGACCGCGGACAUAGAACGAGUGCGAGCUGAAGGCUCUGAGUUGGACAAGCGCAUGAAGGUUAUCAUGGCGAAGUACGACGAGGUUGGCCUACCGACUAACCCCAAGAAAGCUUUUGACAAUGCAGUUUUGAGCUCCUUCUGGGGGAUCCAAAUUGAUGGCUCAAAGGGCUUGAUGCGGAGCAAUGAGAGCCGUGUGUGGCCGCUCCUGCUGAUUGGCUGCAGGGUCGUUAGCCUGGGCUUGUGCAGUGUAGGCCUUUUGAGGUCGCUGGCAGGGUCUUUUAUCUCAGUGCUUUCUCUGCGGAGGAGGAUGCUUUCAGCUAUGAAUUUAAUCUUCGAUGCGAUCACAGCUUCGAGGGAUGAUGCUCAAAUCAUCAGGUUGUCUGGUGCGCUGAAGGACGAGCUCUUUACUGUCUUGACUUUGUGCACCUUGGCCGUGGUGAAUUUUCGAGCUGCCACCCUGAGCACGCUACGUGCUACUGAUGCCUCUGACUGGGGAAUGGCUGCGGUUUCGACCACGCUCCCUAAAAAUGUGGCCAGGCAAGCUCAGCGUCUGGGGCUCAGCAAGUCCAUGUGGACGCGUCUGCUGCCACCAGGGAAGGCAUGGUUACGUGUGAAGAUGAUGCUUCCUCCUGAAGAAGAACUACCUGGUGAAGAUGACGUGUUUGACGUUCACCCUUUUUGGGAGCAACUUGCUAGAUCCCUGCCUUAUUCAGAAGAGUGGCGAAAGCAACAUCCCCGAGCGGUUCAUGUCAACAUUGGGGAAGUCAGAGCCCUGCUUUUGGAAGAGAGCAGACUGGCUGCCAAGCACAUCUCUGUGCGGGUUGCCUAUGCCUUGGACUCGCAAGUCGCCCUGGGGUCUUUGGUGAAAGGAAGGGCCUCUUCGAAGGCUAUCAAUGCUGAGCUGGUGAAGUCCAUCCCCAAUGUGAUCGGUAGCGACAUGUAUGGAGCCUAUGGUUACUGGCCCUCGAAACUCAAUCGGGCCGAUGGACCAACGCGGCAUGCUCUACCUGCAGAACCAGAUGAGCCGCUACCUUGGUGGUGGGAUGAAGUGUCCGAAGGGAACUACGAACUUUUUGACGCCUGGUUGGAGCAAGUGCAAGAGCAAGUCUCCUGUGCUGCGGCCGCGCCGCCACUCCGGCGUCUUGGUGAUCCUGUUGAGCUGAAGACUGGUCGCCGAGAGGCUUGGGAGAAAUUCGUUGGUUUCCGCCGUGGAAAAAAGGCUGCUGAGCCGGACGUGCAGGGCUCUUUGCAUGUGGUAGACCAAGGCUGCACUCUUUCCGCUGAAGCUAUAGAGAUUCUGAAGUCCUUCGGCGACAAGCAGGUUCUUUUUGCCUCUGGAGACAAAACCUUUAGGCACCCUGGUGCCUUGGACCUCUACUCCGGGGUUGGCGGUGUCGCACGUUUUUUGGUAAAGCACGGUGCGCCCUGGGUGGUCUGUUUUGAGAUUCAGAGAUCAGCUAGCGAAGAUGUGUUAGAAGCAGGGAACCAACAGAAGAUCCUCAGGCUCAUUCAGCUGAAGGCGGUUAAAGUGGUGGGAUCUGCUUUGGUUUGUAGGUCUUUCUCCAUGGCUGUGACUCCGGCCGUGCGGUCGCCCCAGUUUCCUCGCGGAGUGCCAUGGAUGUCGCCGGCUAUGAAGAUCAAAGUGUCGGAGGGCAACAAGAUGGGCGAUUUCCAGGUUGAAGUUUUGGCAGCUUGUGAGGCUAAUGAGCCUCCUACCUUGUUUUGGUUUGAGAACCCUGACAGCAGCUACCUUUGGAGACAACCUAGACUCAAGAGGCGAUUUGCCUCACCUGCGUCUCAUGAGCUUUGCAGAGUUGACUUCUGCAGGUUUGGCACUGCGUGGAGGAAAAGAACAAGGGUCGCAACUAACAUAGAAGGGCUUCGUGGUUUGCGCAUGCUUUGUGUUUGCACGCAAGGACACGUUCAGCUUCGUGGACAGCAUCCCACCUUGAAGAAGCCCUGGACUGCAGUUGCUCAGCCCUAUCCACGAGGUUUCUCUAAGCUGUUGGGCAGUGCAAUUGUGUCUGCUUGCAAUUGGAGCCGCCGCCUGAACAUAGGCGCCUGUGCACGCGCCGGCAGCUUGAGGAUUGGAGAGGCCAAGAACCCUGGGCCACGAGGUUUGAGAGCUGCUCGCGGCUUUUCUUUGGAGGAGGCACCGGUCCAAACUUGGACAUCCCUGCGGAUUGGAGAAAGAAGAUGGCAGCUCUUUUUGGAUUGGUGUUCGCAAACUAUUUCAGGCGACAUCUUGCAGCUCUUCCUCAUGGUCCCUCUCUUCUUGGCUCAUGCUAUUAGGCGCUAUGGCGACGUUGAUUUUAGUGGUGGAGGCUCCUUGAUGUAUUUUAGGCACUUGGUUUUGACUGCUCAGCGAAAGGUGCCAACCCUGAAGCCGUAUGCCUCCAUUUGCUGGGACCUUGCUUCGCGCUGGGAGAAGGUUGAACCGACUCAGCACAGGCCUCCUGUUCCUGAAAUUGUGAUGCAAGCUUUGGUUGCUUUGAGUUGGCAGUUAGGGUGGCUUAGAUGGAGCUCGGUGACGCUGCUCUGUUUCCAUGGAGUUGCUCGAGUUGGUGAAGUUCUGAAGUGCAAACGGAGCGAUUUGCUCCUGCCCAUAGAUAUGAUGUUUGAGAGCGAUUCUGCUUUCUUGCUGUUAAGGCAAACCAAAACAAUGUACAGACAAAAUGCACGGGUGCAGCACUUGAAGAUUUCUUCUGUGUUCGUGGUGCACUUGCUCACUUUAGUUUUUUCGUGA